This is a messenger RNA of Otolemur garnettii (small-eared galago), 806 nucleotides long. RefSeq names its product glycophorin C (Gerbich blood group) (gene GYPC). The transcript has 2 exons. The record is from RefSeq and is a predicted model, not a curated record. Gene Ontology annotation, cellular component: membrane; cortical cytoskeleton. NCBI's taxonomy places the organism in Eukaryota, Metazoa, Chordata, Mammalia, Primates, Galagidae. Bases 1 to 297 code for a protein of 98 amino acids.
AUGCCGUGGAGAGCCCUCCUUUCUCACCUCAGACCCUUCUCUCUGUUCACAGAUCCUGGCCCAGUAGCCCACAGCGUAACGGACAUCGCCAUCAUCGCAGGUGUGAUUGCUGCGGUGGCCAUCGUCCUGGUCUGCCUUCUCCUUGUCAUGCUACAUUACACGUGUCGGCACAAGGGCACAUACCACACCAACGAGGCCAAGGGCACAGAAUUUGCUGAGAGUGCGGAUGCAGCCCUGCAGGAUGACCCUGCCCUCCAGGACGCUGGUGGCAGCAGCAGAAAGGAGUACUUUAUCUGAGGGGCACUGACCUCAGCUCCCCAAAUGCCUCCUCAGGCUCCAUCAAGGAAGAUGCACCCCACUUCCCACUAGCACUACCAGGACCACCAUGCAGACUGCAAGAGCAUCCUCCUGCCUCUUCCUAAGAGCCAUACUUUAGAACACUGGGUGCCUGCCCAGGCUGGAAAGUGGGGAGCUCCAGCUACAUGAGGCCUCUCCCAGGACCCAGGGAGCCAGUGGCAAUUCUGAAAGGCCAAAGAGGGAGAAAGUCUGGGCAUACAGGCCCCCCUGGGCAGUCCAGGAUGACAUCUCACUGGCGUGAAAGUCCUUGCUGAGGGUGAACAGGGUGCAUGGCCCAGAGGGCUGGGGAAGCAAGGAAGUGAGUCAUUGGUGCGCUGCCUGGGGAUAAUGGCAUCAAAUGUCAGUCCUUGACAUUUGGGGGAAACAGCAGGUGCCGGAGCUAAAAGGUACCUUUGUCUCCCAUUGAUAUAGCUUGAAACGAUUGGAAAUAAAUUUGACAUGUAACCGAG